AUGGAGAAUCUGAUACAGUUGGUGAACAAAAUCCAGAGAGCGUGCACCGCUCUCGGCGAUCAUGGUGAGGAAAGCGCCAUGCCUACUCUCUGGGACGCCCUUCCUUCCAUCGCCGUCGUCGGAGGACAGACAAUCCUUGAUGCUGCAGGAAAUUAUGAACAAAUGCGGAUUGACGUGACUAUAGUUGUGAGCUCUGGAAAAUCUUCAGUCUUAGAGAGUGUUGUAGGGAAGGACUUUUUACCUCGAGGAUCUGGAAUUGUUACUCGGCGUCCUCUUGUUUUGCAACUUCAUAAGAUAGACGAAGGGAGAGAAUACGCUGAAUUUAUGCACCUUCCAAGGAAGAAAUUUACUGAUUUUGCUGCUGUUAGGCAGGAGAUCGCUGACGAGACUGACAGAGAAACGGGACGCAACAAGGGUAUUUCAUCUGUGCCCAUCCAUCUGAGUAUCUACUCCCCUCAUGUUGUCAAUCUGACGCUGGUUGAUCUUCCGGGACUUACUAAAGUCGCUGUUGAGGGUCAACCAGAUAGCAUCGUGCAAGACAUUGAAAAUAUGGUUCGGUCCUUUAUCGAAAAGCCGAAUUGCAUCAUUUUGGCAAUAUCUCCUGCAAAUCAAGACCUUGCAACCUCAGAUGCAAUUAAGAUUUCCCGUGAAGUAGAUCCUAAAGGGGAAAGGACGUUCGGAGUUUUGACAAAGAUUGAUCUUAUGGACAAGGGUACUGAUGCAACUGAGGUAAGUGAGCACUCUCUUGACACCCUCAAUAAAGAAUUUGGCUUGAUCCUUGAAGGGAAAGCAUAUAAGCUAAAUUUCCCUUGGAUUGGUGUUGUUAACCGCUCCCAAGCUGAUAUCAAUAAACAAGUCGAUAUGAUUGCUGCACGGAAAAGAGAAAACGAGUAUUUUGCUAAUACCCCAGAAUAUAGACAUCUUGCUUCCAGAAUGGGCUCUGUGCAUCUAGGAAAGGUGCUAUCCAAGCAUUUGGAAACUGUCAUCAAGUCUCGGAUCCCAGGCCUACAAUCACUCAUCAACAAGACCAUCAUUGAAUUGGAGACAGAAUUGAACCGUAUUGGGAAACCUAUUGCUGCUGAUACUGGAGGGAAGUUGUACACGAUAAUGGAAAUCUGUCGAACUUUUGAUCAGAUAUUUAAAGAUCAUCUUGAUGGCAUACGGUCUGGUGGUGAGAAAAUUUACCAAGUAUUUGAUAAUCAAUUUCCAGCAUCUUUAAAAAGGCUGCAGUUUGACAAACAUUUAUCAAUGGACAAUGUGCGGAAACUAAUAACUGAAGCAGAUGGUUAUCAACCUCAUCUCAUAGCUCCUGAGCAAGGAUACCGACGCCUUAUCGAAUCUUGCUUGGUAUUAAUUAGGGGCCCUGCUGAAGCAGCUGUUGAUGCGGUUCACGGAAUUUUGAAGGAUUUGAUUCAGAAAUCUAUGAGUGAGACAAUAGAAUUAAAGCAGUAUCCCACCUUGAAGGUAGAACUCGGAAGUGCAGCUGUUGAUUCGUUGGAGCGGAUGAGAGAAGAAAGUAAGAAAGCAACUCUGCUUUUGGUGGACAUGGAGUAUGGCUAUUUGACGGUUGAAUUUUUCCGCAAACUUCCCCAAGACGCAGAAAAGGGUGGAAAUCCCACUCAUUCACUUUUCGACAGAUAUAAUGAUGCUUAUCUUCGUCGAAUUGCUACCACUGUCUUGUCCUACGUGAACAUGGUAUGUGCGACCCUGCGGAAUACUAUUCCCAAGUCUGUAGUUUAUUGUCAAGUGCGUGAGGCUAAGCGCAGCUUACUGGAUCAUUUCUUUACAGAAUUGGGGAAAAAGGAGGGAAAACAACUAGCUGCACUUCUAAAUGAGGACCCAGCAAUAAUGCAGCGCCGCACCUCCCUUGCAAGGAGGCUAGAGCUAUACAGAAGUGCACAAUCAGAAAUUGAGGCAGUUGCAUGGGAAAGGAAGAGUAUAGUUUUUGACAUGGAUGAGGGAAGUCGUUCUCUCCUUUCCGAUGACAGGCUUAUGCUCCUGGGCUUGGAAGAAGAAAAUGGUAUUGAAUAUAGUGCGGGGAAUCGAACCCCGUGCCUCUCGCAUGCGAAGCGAGCGCUCUACCAUAUGAGCUACACCCCCAUGACUUUUCCGCACGACACAAUCAGAUGCGAUGAGUAG
Sphenostylis stenocarpa is the source of this 2139-nucleotide messenger RNA. NCBI's taxonomy places the organism in Eukaryota, Viridiplantae, Streptophyta, Magnoliopsida, Fabales, Fabaceae. The record is from the annotation of a GenBank genome assembly.